Molecule: messenger RNA, 1174 nt
Organism: Pseudoliparis swirei
Lineage: Eukaryota; Metazoa; Chordata; Actinopteri; Perciformes; Liparidae
Product: collagen triple helix repeat-containing protein 1-like
Exons: 5
Coding region: 94-846 (250 amino acids)
Source: RefSeq, a predicted model, not a curated record
GUCUACCUCCUGGUCCUGCCCUCCUGCACUCGACCCGUCUGGAGUCAAACUGUCACACCUCUCCAGAGCGCGCGCGCACGCACCGUCUCCACGAUGUCUCCGCUCACUGCCCGCCUGCUGCUGCUUGUCUGUUUGGCUUUACCUCUUUAUGCCGUGGAAAAGGUGAGAAAUAGAGAAUACCGAAAGGAUCCUGACGCCGACAAGUGCACUGGAAAUGACUGCACUAGACACUCGGGAGAAGGAAGAUCUGCUCAUUCGAACAAAAUGCUUGGCAGUUGCAUUCAGGGUCCAGCAGGCGCCUCUGGCAGAGAGGGGAACCCGGGAACCAACGGCAUCCCGGGGACGCCGGGCAUCCCCGGCCGCGACGGAGUCAAAGGCGAGAAAGGCGAGUGCGUCAACGAGGUCUUCGAGGAGCCCUGGAGGCCCAACUACAAGCAGUGCGCCUGGAACUCUCUGAAUUAUGGCAUCGACCUGGGUAAAAUAGCCGACUGCACGUUCACCAAGCUGCGUACCGACAGCGCCCUCAGGGUCCUCUUCAGCGGCUCCCUCAGACUCAAGUGUAAGAACGCGUGCUGCCAGAGGUGGUACUUCACCUUCAAUGGGGCCGAGUGCAGCGCCCCCCUGCCCAUCGAGUCCAUCAUCUACUUAAGCCAGGGGAGUCCGGAGCUCAACUCAACCAUCAACAUCCACAGAACGUCCUCGGUUGAAGGGCUGUGUGAGGGUGUCAAAGCCGGGCUGGUGGAUGUGGCCAUGUGGGUGGGGACCUGUGCCGACUACCCCAGAGGAGACGCAUCCACAGGGUGGAACUCGGUAUCCAGGAUCAUCAUUGAGGAACUGCCCAAAUAAAAAAGUUCCAUGGAACGGGUCGUGGUCGUGUGGCAGGAUGUUACUACUCUGUACUCGUGUGAAAUGUUCAUAUCAUUAUUACUGUUAAUAAAGACACAUUUUUAUGGGGGGGGGGGGGGUUGAACUGAACCAAACACAUUUCAACUUGUGAUGUGUAAGAGCUUUGCUAUAUUCAGUGUAACUACACAGGUAUACAUUUAAUGUAUUGAUGGAAAUCCAACACAACAAUGCAGAUAGCGCAGUUUGGGUUUUAUAAGAAAAUGUUAUGAAGCGGUGCAGUUACACUUCGUGGGAAGGAAAUAAAUGAAUUGUGGAGGGAAAAAACAUU